Umbelopsis ramanniana AG is the source of this 1689-nucleotide messenger RNA. RefSeq lists its product as uncharacterized. The transcript has 8 exons. The record is from RefSeq and is a predicted model, not a curated record. The coding region runs from base 13 to 1635 and encodes 540 amino acids. NCBI's taxonomy places the organism in Eukaryota, Fungi, Mucoromycota, Umbelopsidomycetes, Umbelopsidales, Umbelopsidaceae.
UUUAAGUGCAGAAUGCUUUCUCGUGCUGCAUGCAGACUACGAACUGGAGUCGCGCAUCUCCAAAAGCCAUCCAGCCUGCAGUACCAUGUCAAAGUUCCAACCAUUGCUCUAGAAUGCAGACCGGUCCGGAUAAAUACGUUACCGGACCGACUUUUUGUGCGUGGCCUUACAACUCAAGGAGGAGAUACCAACACGUCUAAAGAUAAAGAAGCCAAGCAAAACACCAUAUUAACGGAAUAUGUAUCUGGAAGAACUCGUAUUUUUACAUCAAUGCCUACCGGACUUGGCUCUGGAAGAGGCUCUAAGCAAUGCAUAUCCACUCCACUCACGUCACCUUUAUCAUGGCAAUGGCUACAACCUCAGUCAAGCCAAAUGGGUCCAAAUCACAGCAAGUGGAGCCGCCGACGUCAAAGAAUUUUAAGUCUCGGUGCCCUUAGCAGUUUACAACAGAGCAUGCGGGAAAUGUUUCUGCCCGUUGGAUACCCCGAAUCAGUGCACGAAUGUUACGCCAAAUUUCAUGCUUGGCUUUUCUUGGAGACAUAUGUUGGAUCAGCGAUUGGUGUUUUGUGCUCACAAGCAAUGCUUGCGUCACUCGGACUAGGAGAAGCAGAGGCUGCUGGAGGUGCGGUUGCUAUUCAAUGGGUAUUGAAAGAUGGUAUCGGAGAGGUUGGCAAAUUGUUUUUCAUUAAACGAUUUGCUAGCUCAUUCGACUCGCAUCCAAAAACAUGGAAAAUGGUCUGCGAAUGGCUUUCAUCUGUUGGCUCAGCCCUUCAACUAUGUACUUCCAUUGCAUCUCCCAAGCUGUUUUUACCACUUGCUGCCAUGGGAAAUAUGUUCGAGUUGAUUCAUUACAGCAUUUGGGCGGCUAGCCAUAUGACAUUCACUCGAAACUUUGCUCUCAGUGGUAAUGUCGGAGACAUCGUCGCCAAAGAUGACUCUCAAAUGUCGACUGCUCACUUGCUGGGUAUGCUUUCUGGUGUUGGGCUGAUUUCCAUAUCGCACGACCCAGCAUUUUUGUUCACUGUAUUCGGAAUCCUGUCACCGCUCAAUAUCUAUUUCACAUACAAGCUCUUAAACACUGCGCAAUUCGAAAUUCUCAAUCAAGCAAAGCUGACACUGCUCAGUCGCUCGUAUAUUGAUACUGAAAAGGUUGUUGACGUUGAUGACCUGAAGGAUAGAGAAUUUCUCUUUGGAGAGUGGAUCAAAUGGAACAAACCCGGCGGUCCAGUUAGAGUCAAUAUCAAACUAGGAGCUGGAGCUGACAAAGCUUUUGCAGGCGCCGGUGAAGUGGAAAGAGUGGUCGAUACCAUGCGCAAUGAGAAUUACCUACUUAACUAUCACAAUAACUGCAUGUGGGUCAUGUUCCAUGACGAUGCAGAGUCCAACGACGUCAUUAAAUCCGUUUUACACUCUCUUCGAUUUCACGACAUUCUCAAACAGCAAGGCAUAAAGAAGGAGACGGAUUGGGAGCAGUACGAUAAAGCGAUGCGUGAUAGCUUGGAGUUCACGCGAGAAAAGUUCCCAGGAUUUGUUGCCAGCCUAGAUAGCAAAGACUGGCAAUCUGACAGUGUAUACUGGAAUGAUAGUGGCGUGCGAGUAAGCUGGGACAGACCAGAGAAAACCGAAACCUUUUGAUGCCUCAUCGCCAGAUAAAUGUGUAAUUUAGAAUCACCUAUCCCAAACCCCCGA